UUUCGUGGGCGUUUGGGGCAUUUCCAGGGAUAGUUUAAUGACCCAGGUGGUAGUGUGACCCUUCUUCUGUACCGUGAAUGUGAAACAACCCCUCAUGAAAACCCGAUGGACCUCGUUUUUGGGCUUUGUAAAUCUUUAAUGUGAGAAGCGCGGAGACGUCUGAGACAACCAACCUUAAUCUUGUCGGUAGCGAAGCCAGCGAAACACAACUACUUUUUUGUUUAAUUAAGGAAUAUCAAAGUAAAACCUGUUCAUUACCUACACAAAAGCCACACCAGGAUAACCGAACUCUUAUAUUAUCAUUACAGAAAGGUGAAGACUAAAAAGUGAUCUACUUGACGAAGGAAAUCAAAAUAAAAGGGAAUCGCUGAUCUUGGCGAGGAUUGCGAGGAUGAUUCUGGUGCCACUUCUGAAACGCCUCAGCAGGAACCUCCGGAGAUGUUUUGCCUUCGUUUUAGUGUUCCUAGGAAGUCUUGUCACCCUCCAGAUCCUCUCCAGACACACACAAAUACCAGAGAUUCUUCCUGAGGCUCAAAAAAUCGUAAAGAGCCUCCUGCUGAUCCCACUUCCUCGUCUCUCUCGACACCCGCGCGAAGGGAAAAUGACCAAGGCGAUUGCUUCAGGGGUCAAGGAGGGCAAUUUGAGUUCGUGGGUUCAGCAUCUUUGCCCCCAUUACCAUGCUGAUGAGAUGAAGGUCAAAGGUCACACGAGACUAACCUUUGAGAUGCCGACUGAAGAGACGAUUUUCUUCACCCAGACUUCCUGUAGGACGUCUCCUUCGCCCCGAGAGGCGUGCGCGGUGGAGAGCGCGGCUCGCCAUCACCCGCGCCGCCCCAUCCUGCUCCUGCUGACCUCCCCCUUCCUCGACCACGCCCACCCGCUGACGGAGGUGUUGACUAGCCUCCCGCGGGUCAAAAUGGCAUGGUUGGAUUUGGAUGCCAUCUUCUCAAGGUCACCGCUCUCCGCUUGGCAUUCCGACCGUCUCUGGAUGUUAAAUAAGGAACGCGCCUCUGCCUUCAUCAGUGACGCAGUUCGGUCCGAGGUACUCCGGGUUCACGGGGGGACUUACGUGGACCUGGACGCCCUCACCCUGCGGCCCCUGCCCUCCCACACUCCCCCGCGGCCCUGGGUGACACGCGUUGAGCCUGGCCUCUUCAACAUCGGCGUCUCUGCCUUCCCCAAAAGACACCCGUUUAUGGAACGGGUGGUGGCGGAAAUCCCCUCAGCCUUCGACGAUUUCAAAGCCUUGUCGAUCGGUCCUGAGCUCGUCUCGAAACACCUCCUUCAGCUAUGUGCCAACCAGAAGGAUGAGACAGCAAGGAGAUCCAAGAGAGCAGCGAAGUUUGACAAGACAGAGGAGGAAGAGGAGAAGCCGGAGGACUGCCAAGGAGUGACCAUCUACCCUCCCUCUCUCUUCUACCCACUGCACUUCAAGUACGAUGACCUCCCUCGGCUGGUACGGGAGGAGGAGGGCUACGGGGCGGCCUUCCUCAACGCCUCCCAUGCCUACUCCCUGCACCUCUUCAAUUCCCUAUCCCGCCGCGCCCUUGUCCACCCCAACGGCCAUUCCAUUCUCGCAGAGGCUUUCAGGAGGAACUGUCCCAGAAUACACGCUGUUGCCUCGGCCAGGAACACCUAUAUUUAAGUCCUGUAACCUUCCAUUAACCCGGUAGCAGCAUCGGGCCAAAUUUGUGGCUUUACCGUGUAGCAUCGGCGGGGCAAAUUUGUGCCAUGAUAUAAACCCCCCAAAAUAGAUGAUACAUAAACUGAUUACAAAUGCUUUGAUAUAUAUUAUGAAAUGGUUUGUGUAAGGGGUGAUUUUUUCGCAUUUUUCUCGCUUGGAGGGACCAUUAAGAAACAUGAUCCCCGCAGCUACCGGGUUAAGACUUGGUGACUAAGAAAUCUUCAACCCACUACCUCAGCAGUCUCUGGUACAUUCUUCAACAUAACGGAUCAGAGAGGACAAUAUAGAUGUUAGUUGAGGAGCUGAAGACAGAACAUCGACAGGUUACAUCAAUGAUUUUAUUACUUGGACAGAUGUUUCACGUACAAAAAAACAGUAAAUCAAAAGUAGUAGCAAUAAUAAUAAUAAUAAUAGUAAUAGCUGAAUCAACACAAGUUUCAGAAGGGAAUGUAUAUUGACUGUAAAUUGAUAACCUCACAAUCUUUCAAACUGUAUAAUAUUUCCAUAAAUUUCCGAAGAAACUUAACAAUUAACGAAGGAACAUGUGGUUGGGUACUGUUAAGUCUUCUGCUCAGAUUAUAAGACAUUAUGUACUUUUAGGUUCCUGUUUUGUGAUAACUAAGAAACUAUACUCAGGUUCAGAUCUUCAUAACAAAAACUCAGUGUGUGUGUGUGUUUAGGGGCAUGUAGAGUGUAUAAACAGAUGAAAACACACACACACACACACACACUCUUACACACAUACACACACUCUUACACACACACACACACACACACACACUUGAUCCCUCUUGGUGCAUAGCUAGUAUCAGGACACCUCUCCUCCCGAAAUUGACCUAUCUUUCGGCCACUCCUCUAACUCUUUUUAGGAGCAGUAACUAGCGGGCUUUUUUUUUCUUCAUAUUUGUUUCCUUUCUUUAUGGCCUUGAACUGACUCCUUUGCUGUGAAAAAAGAGAAAACAAACAAAAAACACUGGAGUCGUUCGUUCCGUCCAUCGGUCGGUCGAGACACACUACGCACGCCAUCCCGUAAACCUCUGACAAUACUACAACAACAACGACAACAAUGACAGCAGCAGCAGCUUCGUCCUGAAUACUAAUGAUGGCAAUAAUAAUAAUAAUAAAUGAAAAUAAUAAUGGUAAUAUGGACUGACAUUCACACGGGUGCAUCCAUACGGCAAGCACGCAGCACACGAAAUUGUGCGAAAAGACACAAAAACACCAAAAUAAAGUAAAUAAGUGAAAUAAAAUCAAUAAAAAACUUGGUAUGAUAAAAAGAAAUAAUAAAAAAAUUCAUUGAUAAAGGAAUGAAAAAUAAAAACCUCCUUUCUUAGUGAAUAAAUAAAUAAAACCAAUAAAAUAAAUCAGUGCAACCCAAUAAGCUACUCAGUAAUAAAAUAAAGAAAUAAAUAAAAACCUCCAUUAGUCUAUUUUUUGUCUAUAUAAAACACACAAAAAAAGAUAAACAAUAGAUAAGCAAAACACACACACACACACACUAAAAGAACACGUAAAAUUACCUUCAUGGAAAUACGUACAUGAAAAACGCACAUGUAUAAACAAACAAAUAAUCUGUAAUAAUAAAACAGUGAAGGAAUAAAAAGAAGGAAGGAGGGAAGGAAAGAAGGGAGGAAAGGAGGGAAGGAAAAAAGGAAGGAAAGAAGGAAAAAAGAAAGGAAGGAAGGAAGGAGGGAGGGAGGGAAAGAAGGAGGGAAGGAAAAAAGGAAGGAAGGAAAAAAGAAAGGAAGGAAAGAAGCAAGGAAGGAAGGAAGAAAAAGAUAAAGAAAGGAAAGAUUUAAAGAAAGAAAAGAAAGAAAGGAAAGAUAACUUGAGAAAGGAAAAGAAAGAGAAUGAAAGGAAAAAGGGACAAAAAAAUAAGAAGUUGUGAAGGAAAAACAGAAAAAGAGAAAAAAGGAAGAAUAGAUAUUGAGAAGAAAAGAAAGAAGGAAGGAAGGAAAGAAAGAAGUCAUGAGAGAAGAAAAAGAAAGGAAAAGAAAAUAAUAAAAGUUGUGAAGGAAAAACAAAGAAAAAGGAAGAAGGUAUUGAGAGAAAAAAAAAGAAGGAAGGAAGGAAAGGAAAGAAAGAAAUUGCAAAGAAAGAAAAAGAUGAAAGGAAGAAAAAAAGAAAAAAGAAAAGAAAAGAAAUCAUAAUAUCUGACAGAAGGAAAAAUGUUGAGGGAAAAAAAAUGAAAAGAUGAAAUAAUGUAAAAAAAAUAUAAGAAAAAAUCCCAUCGUCUGUGUAACAUCUGUACAGUAGCAACAAUAGACAAUAAUAAUAAUAAUAAUAAUAAUAAUAAUCGUACAUGUAUUAGUCAUUAUCAUUUAUAUAUAGUAUUUAUAAAUUAUAUACACAAUACAAAGAGCUAUAAAAUAUAUCUGUGCUAUCUAAAUAUAUAUUGAUAUCUGUUAUUAUUGAUUUAUAUGUGCUAACAGGCACCAUAAGUUCAUCCUGAAGAGGGGAUAUGCAAGGGAGGAGGAGGAGGAGGAGGAGGAUGAAGAGGAAGAGGAGGAGGAAGCUGAGAGGGAAAGAAAUGAAAAGUGAAGAGAAGAAGUAGGAGGAGGAAGAGAGUGAAGGAAAGGAGGAGGAGGAGGAGGAGAAGAAAGUAAAGGGAUAAAGAGAAUGAAGGGAAGAAAAAGAAGAGGAGGAGGAAGAGAGGUUAAGAAUAGGGAGGAAGAGGAUGAAGGAAAGAAGGAGGAGGAGGAAAAAGAGGAGGAAGAGAGUGAAAGGAAGGAGAAGAAGGAAAAGAUAAAGAGAGUGAAGGGAAGGAAAGGGAGGAAAGAAGGGAGAGAA
This is a messenger RNA of Eriocheir sinensis (Chinese mitten crab), 4474 nucleotides long. Its product is annotated as lactosylceramide 4-alpha-galactosyltransferase-like. Bases 392 to 1645 code for a protein of 417 amino acids. NCBI's taxonomy places the organism in Eukaryota, Metazoa, Arthropoda, Malacostraca, Decapoda, Varunidae. Gene Ontology annotation, biological process: glycosphingolipid biosynthetic process. Gene Ontology annotation, molecular function: hexosyltransferase activity. The transcript is spliced from 6 exons. The record is from RefSeq and is a predicted model, not a curated record.